This is a messenger RNA of Conger conger (European conger), 1250 nucleotides long. RefSeq lists its product as uncharacterized. Gene Ontology annotation, biological process: mitotic cell cycle checkpoint signaling; mitotic sister chromatid segregation; establishment of localization in cell. The record is from RefSeq and is a predicted model, not a curated record. The coding region runs from base 63 to 1250 and encodes 395 amino acids. Lineage: Eukaryota; Metazoa; Chordata; Actinopteri; Anguilliformes; Congridae. The transcript is spliced from 11 exons. Gene Ontology annotation, cellular component: nuclear body; cytosol; kinetochore.
GUAGGAUAGACCAAUCGCCAGUUAGACCGCUGCUUCUAGCUCGAUUUUUGAAAGAAGAAAAUAUGGCGACAGAACGGGCCAAGUUGUUGCAGAACUGGUGCGAGGCUGCCCAGAAGGACGUUUUCCGCGCGUCUGAUGACGUGCAGAAUGCGGGAGACGCAGAGCGGCCCGCUGCAGUCAUGGUGCCCUACCUAGCGGACAACCGCAAGAAGCUGAAGAUGAUGCAGAUGCAGCUGUGCACUCUGGACCACAUGCUGAUCCUCCUGGAGACGGCUCAGCCCCCAGACCUCAUCAACAGCCCGCCAGACCACGACACAGGUGCGGACUCGCGGGCGCGUUUGGCAGCCCUGAAGGGGGCGUACGCCGAGGGUGUGCAGCGGGUGGAGGGACUCAUCGCCGCCCUGCUGGAGAAAGUGGAGCAGGCCAGCCACAAGAAGGAGCAGCUGGAGCAACUGUUACGGUCCCUGGAGAGGAAGAAGGAAGAGUGGGAGGAGAACCGGAGGAUGAAAACGCAGAAGGACAGGAAAGAGGAGAAGCUGGACGGGCUGAAGCUGCAGAGGCUGGAGGAGUCUCUGCAGGCCAGCCAGGGCGUGCUGCUCCAGAGUGAGCGGCGCAUCAGCCAGCUGGUGGCCCAGACCGACGCCCACUUCACCAGUCUGGACAGCUGGACCCUGCUGAGGGACGGGCUCCAGCAGUCGAUGCAGGCCACGCUGGGUCUGACCGGGUUCACGCUGCAGUACGUGGGGCCCCAGGAGCUCUGCUUGGAGCUGAUUCCCCAGGUGCACCGGCCUGACCUGGCCAGCCUGAAGCCCCUGCCCCUGUCCCUCACCUGGACCUCGGACGACGUCUUCAACAUCCAGUGCCAGGGGCCCGCGGGGAUUUUGGACGGGCCCCUGCAGGGCCCCCUGUCCCAGGUGAGCUCCGCCCUGCAGGACAUCAUGCAGCGCUACCUCAGCCAGGGCGAGAUGCUGGCGGAGAUCCAGGAGAUGCACUCCAGGUUUGCCGUUGACUGGCGCCCGGCUCAGAGGCUGCUGGUCUUCCUGAAAUCGGCCUCGGUGGUGUGCCACCUGGACGUGGGCGAGGGCUACCCGUCCGCGGGCUCUGCCUCUCUGGUGUCUGUGCGCGGGAAGCAGGGGCCCCUCAACAUCGACGCCCUACAGACGCAGGAUGAGGGCAUGACGAGGACCCCCCAGGCCAACCCCUCCCUCACACAGUGGCUGGAGUUCCUCAGCACCUGCCCAGACAUCUGA